Molecule: messenger RNA, 1832 nt
Organism: Uranotaenia lowii
Lineage: Eukaryota; Metazoa; Arthropoda; Insecta; Diptera; Culicidae
Exons: 3
Coding region: 119-1438 (439 amino acids)
Molecular function (GO): protein binding
Source: RefSeq, a predicted model, not a curated record
UCCUCGCGGAGAAAAACAAAAACGCAAAUGGUGGCGCAACGCAAGGUCGCUAUCAGAAAACGAGCUUCAAUAAUUUCGGUAAAAUUAAACUCGGUGCCCCGUUAAGCGGUCGGUUUCGAUGUGGAAGUAUGUUUCCCGGCGGAUCCGUGAUGUGUGCGAUCGGACCCAAACCAUUCUAGAGGUACGGCGCCCGUGGCCAACCGGAGAGCGAAUCUGUGCGGAUAAUCGCUCGUCGUCCGGUUCGGUAGAGGAAAAUAAUGGUCCUUCCCAUGGGUCCUACUGUCUGCUGAAUUUGGGUCAGCAGCGGCUAGAGCGGAUCCGCCAGGGUCAGGAUACGGGUUCCAGCAGUUCGGAGAAGGAAGGACCCCGGAAGCAGAAGGACUAUUGGCAAUGCGAGCACAGCUGGAUCGGGGCAAUCACCUGGACAAGCGCCAUCAUUUGCGGUUGGUACACGAGCCAGUUGGUUUGCCUGUAUCGGCGCAAUCAUAAAUGGGAUGGUCCCAAGUGCUUGCCGUACCUCAUCUCGGCUGCCCAUCGACUUCCGGGAGAGCUUGGUCGCCAGGAGUUUGGCCGCUGUUUCCAAUUUCCGGCAUCGCCUCCGAUUGAACCAAUUCCUAAAAAUGAAGGUUCGAAAACUGCAAAUGAAGGGCAACAGCUGGUUACCUUUUUUGGGGUUCCGAUUCCGACGGCUAAGGUUAGCCGGUUGGCGGAGUUCGAUUUCGAAAACUUCCCCGCUGUCCAGAAGCAGCAGGUAGUUCGCAUCAACAACGAAAUCGAUUUGAGUGGCAAGACUGAGGUCCAGCAAAGCCAACAACAGGAACCUCCAGCACCUACCGUAGAAUCGGCUAUGGAAAACCUUUUGAAUGUAAUCGGAGAGAUCGAGUAUCAGUUGGGCGUUCAGAGCCUUGAAACCGGUGACUAUCAGACGGCAGUCUCGCACUUGAAGCUGGGCACCAGCCAUCAGCAUGCUGGAGCAGCCUUCAAUUUAGGCAUCUGCUAUGAGCAGGGAUUCGGCGUCAAAAAGAGCGCUAGGGUGGCUAUGGAGUGCUUCCACCUGGCAUCAUCCCUGGGUCACGCCGGUGCCAUGUACAAUCUGGGGGUGUAUUAUGCUCGAGGACUUGGUGGACUCCGUAGGAGUCGCAGCAUGGCUAAGAAGUAUUUCACUGCUGCGGCUGAUGCCGGUGUACUGGAAGCUAUGGCUGCCCUCGGUCCUUCCUACAAUCCAUCCAAACGGGAAUCCCUAGCAAGCAGUGCCGAUUCCUUCGCUUCAUCAUCCAUUUCAACCGCUUCUUCUCCAUCGGCGGCCAUUCCCUUCAAUUUUACAUUUGAUCAGUUUGAAGCACCCGUUAAACAGUAUCCGAUUAUGGAUGCAAACCUUGCUAAGCGUGACAACAGAAUGGAACCGAUCGGGUUAAGACUGGUUUCAGGCAUGGCCUAAAAAACUAGUUUUUACUGUAUGAUUUGCAAGCUAAGACGUAACCCAAGACCGCGUAUCAACAGGACCCACAGUUGGAAAAUUUUAACCUUAACGCUUUUGGUGACAACUCCAAAUGAAAGUGUUACCACCUUAUCAUUGAAGACCAGUCGCGUCGGCCGAGAGCCGUAUGUAUUGUGUCAAAAUAAAACCCAUUGGCUUGAGUUUUCCGAGGUGUAUAUUCAGGAGGUUGUCGAUAGAACACGUCAGUGUUUGCUUUAAAAUUGUUUAAGAAACAAUACUUUAUUUUUUUCCUAAUCUUGUCUUAGUAUUUGGGAAAUGGUUAACAUUAAUAUGUGGUGUCAUAUGAAAACUAGUAUUGAAGUUGUACUGAAAUAAAACAUACGAAUGUAUGAUA